UUGAAAAUUAUUUUACGUAUAUGGUUUAUCCAAUUGUAAUUUUACAAUUUGAAUUGGACUUCCCUUCAUUCAGUUUGGAGAACAAGGCUAAAUUAAGUGUUUCCUGGAGCUUUUAUUUAUUUAAGAUUUAUUUAUUUAUUUUAUUUUACAUUUACAUGUAUAUGAGUGUUUUGCCUGGACAUAUGUCCGUGUGCGAACUGCAUGCCUGGGUUUGAGAGGACAGUGGAUUCCCCAGAACUAGAGUUACAGAUGGUUCUGAGCCACCAUGUUAUUGCUGGGAAUCUAACCCAGGUCCUUUUGCAAGAGUAAAUCUUUCUCAGAAUCACUGAGCCACUCUCCAGCUUCUAUCCUGGAGUUAAAAAAAACCUGAAAACCAUGGCACAGGUACUGGAAAUGUAUUUUGUAGGAAGAACCUACUGCAAAUGUAUUUUGUUGGGAGAAUCAGAUGUUUGGCUCUGGCAAUUAAGAUUAAUCUAUACCUAUACUAGAUAAAGAUUUUUAAAAGCAAAUAGAAUGUAAAUAUAAAAAUGUGCGAAUGGUGUUAUCGUAUUCAUGGGUAUGUUACAGUGUGCACUCAUACAUUAACCUCUGAUUUAUUUCUAUACACACAUGCAUGCAUCCAUCUAUAUGUGAAGAAUAUACACGUGAACUUGACAAUAUAAUUGGGCACCGUUUCUCACAGGAAUCUAGGCCCUCAUUGUACAUGGAUGUUAAUCAGAGGCCCAUCUGGUGCAUAGAAGCCAAAAAACAUUGCUGGUAUUUUGAAGGACUCUAUCCCACAUACUAUAUAUGCCGUUCCUAUGAAGACUGCUGUGGUUCCAGGUGCUGUGUGCGGGCCCUCUCCAUACAGAGGCUGUGGUAUUUUUGGUUCCUGUUGAUGAUGGGUGUGCUCUUCUGCUGCGGAGCUGGUUUCUUCAUCCGCCGGCGCAUGUAUCCACCACCACUCAUUGAGGAACCCACAUUCAAUGUGUCCUACACCAGGCAGCCACCAAACCCUGCUCCAGGGGUCCAGCAGAUGGGGCCGCCAUAUUACACUGACCCUGGAGGACCCGGGAUGAAUCCUGUUGGCAACACCAUGGCAAUGGCUUUCCAGGUCCAACCCAGUUCACCCCACGGAGGCACAGCCUACCCACCCCCUCCUUCCUACUGCAACACACCCCCACCUCCCUAUGAACAGGUGGUGAAGGACAAGUAGCAAGAUGCUACCCAGAAGGCAAAGAGGCGGGACAGGCCCUUCCGCGUGCCCUCCCCGCCCUCACCGAUACUUGCUAACAGGGCGGUCCAAGGGCAAACUGCUCUUUGAUGUCUUCAAAGCAAGCCCAGCUCUCUUUCAAGUUUUUUUGUGGAGGACAUUUGAAUUUCACACUGUCUCCUCUGUCGCUUCUGUUUCUGAUGUAGUCUGUGCUCUCUGAGAGAGUGUGACAGUAGUCCCCGAGGGCUGACGUUCCCCGAGGUGGCCGAUGUAGAUCCUUGGGAGAGAGGCUAAGAGGAAAGGAAGGCAUAGCCUGUGUGUUGUGGCAGAGAAAGGGUCAGGCUGGGAUAAGACUCCCAUGGUGCAGUAGUGGGAAGAGAAGUUCGAACAGCCAUUAUACACUGUCCUAGCCCGUCCUACUAGAAGCUGCGGAAAUGUGCCGGGGAGGCCUGUUGAUGCUGUUCGGUCUCCACUCACAUUUUGAAAGUUGGCUUUCCUCUUCAGGGACAGGGAAGACCCAAGUGUAUGUAUGCUGCUUCCCCUGCAAGAUGAGGGUCAGCGUCAGGCCCUAGCUGGACAUCUGCAGUUAACUAAAGACCGUUAAAGAGAGGAAAGUCUUUUAAGUUAGGGAAGAUCACUCCCUGCUCCAAAUGGAGACAUUGCAUUUUAUGAGUCAUGCUCUGGGUUCAGAUGGAGAGACAAAAGUUUCCUUUUUCUUUUAGUGCAUUUAUUGAAGUGAGAGUCCUUUGAGAUCAGAUGGCAACUGUGAGCCAUCGGGACCACUGCUCAGGGCUUCAUCACCCUUCCCCCAGGUAGUUCUGGUGAUGGGUUUCAUGGACAGUUCAGAGCAGAGGUCACUUUCAACCCUUGGAGGGGGAGAGAACAGCCAAAGUAGCCCAGCAAAACAAGACCAGCAUUGCUGAGUAAGAGCUAGGGUUGUAUUUGAUCCAAGCAGAGAUGUGCUGGGCUCAGAGGAGGGGAAAUUUAUGAAUAGAACAAUGGAAACCUACUUAGUCGCACAGACCACAUAAUCAAAAUUAGAGAAAGAAGGUGUAGUUAGAGAUGCUGUUUACCUGGUGAGAAUCGGCUCACCCAUAGAUUUACAAGUAGCAGAGGGAGUUCAUAACAGUGAGGAGUGCUGUUCCCUUGAGUAGUUAGUCACGUUGAUGUGUGUUUAGACCCAGAUUGAGACUGUGUAUACUAAGAGCAAGGCAGUAUAGCUAAGAUGUUUAGGUUACUUUAUGUGUAGUAUCGUGGGGAGUGGGGCUGGGAGUAAGGGGACUGACAUGUUAAAUGAGCCAAUCAGAGCCUUUUGAUAAAUAUUUACUUGUUGAAUUGGGCAUCCAAACAUCUCCCUAGAGUGGACAUGAAGUGUUCUUGGGGUAUUUAUAUGGGGUCGGGGUUCAGGAAUCAGGACAGUAGCGGCAUGGACUUAGUUUAAGGACAGAAAGUGUGUGGACUUGGUAGUCAGUUUCAUAGGAAAUUCCAGGGAAGGAGUGAGCACCCUUUAAGGCGAUUCGAGGACACAGUGCUGCUGCUCAAGUCAUUGUGUACCCAUGUGUCUCUGACAUCCUGUUCUGGAUCCAGUACCCCUCCAGGUUCAGGUCCUUGUUUUAAAUAAGACGACAAAGCACAAUGUCUGCUGUUUACAAUCAAGACAACUACAUGGUCCAAACAUUUCUGCUCCCUUCUAUUACCUGUGGUUUUAACUUCAGUUUCCUCCUUUCCUUUUUAAAAUAAGCACAGUCAGAGCUGCUCCUGAGAUUGCACCAAGGGACAGCUGAAUCAAGGCAUUUGGCGUCCUUGACUACAUCUUAUCUUUUUGAUAGCAAAUCCUUUUGAGAAAUUGGAUGACUGAUAGGGCUCAGCAAUUUUAUACUCCAGUGUCUGUGUAAGAUAAAUUUCGUUUGCCAUUGAGCCUGCAUUGAAAUUCCUUCAGCUGCAAACACUGGCAACGCCUAUGGAAAUUGCACUUCUGGGGACAGUUCCCAGCAUUCUUGUUUUCUUGUCUUCAGUGAGUAAUGCUCACCCCUUCCAACAGCUCCACCUAUGUGUGCUGAGGUCCUAUAGAGCCAGUGCUUGGGGACAGACUUGAAGCAGACUUAUGCAUGCUCUUUCCUGGCAACACUGGGCUCAGAUUUCUUCUUUGUUCUCUUUUGAUAGGGUCCUGUUUCCUAUGUAUAAAAAAUAAAAGUGAAUUUGGUCA
This is a messenger RNA of Mesocricetus auratus (golden hamster), 3398 nucleotides long. RefSeq names its product VOPP1 WW domain binding protein (gene Vopp1). The coding region runs from base 614 to 1195 and encodes 193 amino acids. Lineage: Eukaryota; Metazoa; Chordata; Mammalia; Rodentia; Cricetidae. The record is from RefSeq and is a predicted model, not a curated record. Gene Ontology annotation, cellular component: cytoplasmic vesicle membrane. The transcript has 6 exons.